UUGAGGAGGAUAAGCAGGGGGACAUAGGACAUAUGGCAUGAGAAGGCUGGGCUGCCUUGGCCUACAAACCUUCUCUACCAAUGUGUACAGUAGGCCUAGGCCUACUAGCUACACCAAUACAAAAUCAUCCAGUAACAAUAAUGAAUGUUAAGCUAGUUCGCAGGACGUUUGUGGAAUCUACGAGAUGGGUUUAUCAGUGAGCAUUUAUUUAAAAUACAACAUGCCCCGAAAAUGACUGCUGUUUCUUCUUCCAGUGAAAGGCAUUCGGCAGCGACAAAAUUAAGUAAAAUUACACAUUUGGUUGGUAACGUUACAGCUAUUUUAAUAUUGUAGUGUUUACAGGGCCUAAAUGAAAUACAUUCAUUGCACUUUGGUUGAUUCAUCUUCCUCUGAAUUUCGCAAUGUUGUAAAAUGAACACGGCCAAGGAAAGACCGCGCGGGGAUAAGACAGUGGACUGUGCGUGUGACAUCACACAGAUCCUUCGCUAGCCUCUCUCGGCAUAGCUCCGGUUUGUGUGUUGGGGGGAUGGUGCCGUGCCGAGGAUGAUAAAGCUCUCGUGGUGUUGUAAUUUACUGCUUGGCUAAAACCUUCCACUUCCUAACCGAGCCGCCCACACUGUUUUAUAUAUAUAGUACCCAUUUACGUAUGUAUUUUGGCGACGUUUGAGUAAAGUGGAGUACCCGUACGUACGACCACAGAGUGCACGCUGAACAAACGAUAAAAUGUAUUCCAGUGGAGCAGCUGGAGCUGCUGAGAUGCUUGAACCACCUCACUCCUCGGGGUCAAUUGGCUCUGACCCCUCUGAUCCAGAUCCCCCGUCUCCUCCAGUGCCAGAGUAUGUGUUCAAACCCCCCUCACGGCCAGACUUUGGCACCAUGGGCAGGACAAUCAAACUGCAGGCCAACUUCUUUGAGAUGGAGAUCCCCAAACUGGAGGUCUACCACUACGACAUCGACAUCAAGCCAGAGAAAUGCCCCAGAAGGGUCAACCGUGAAAUUGUGGAGCACAUGGUACAGCACUUUAAAACGCAGAUCUUUGGGGAUCGAAAGCCAGUGUAUGACGGGAGGAAGAAUCUCUACACAGCCAUGCCCUUACCCAUAGGGAGGGAAAAAGUGGAGCUGGAAGUGACCAUCCCAGGCGAAGGGAAGGACAGGAGCUUCAAAGUGGCCAUAAAGUGGGUGUCCUGCGUCAGUUUGCAAGCUCUUCAAGAAGCCCUGUCUGGACGACUGCCAAACAUCCCCUUCGAGACCAUCCAGGCCCUGGACGUGGUCAUGAGACAUUUGCCCUCUAUGAGGUACACCCCCGUCGGACGUUCUUUCUUCACCCCUUCAGAGGGAUGCUCUAACCCCCUGGGCGGGGGCAGGGAGGUCUGGUUUGGGUUCCACCAAUCAGUCAGGCCUUCCCUGUGGAAGAUGAUGCUAAACAUUGACGUGUCUGCCACCGCGUUCUACAAGGCUCAGCCUGUGAUUGAGUUCAUGUGUGAGGUUUUGGAUUUCAAAAGCAUUGAAGAACAACAGAAACCCUUAACCGACUCCCAGAGAGUAAAGUUUACCAAGGAAAUCAAAGGUAAUCAUUCAUUACCAGGUCUGAAGGUUGAGAUCACUCACUGUGGUCAGAUGAAAAGGAAGUACAGAGUAUGUAAUGUUACCAGAAGACCAGCCAGCCACCAGACGUUUCCUCUGCAGCAGGAGAAUGGCCAGACCAUAGAAUGCACAGUAGCACAGUACUUCAAAGACAAGUACAAACUCAUACUGCGCUACCCCCACCUCCCCUGUCUACAGGUUGGACAGGAGCAGAAACACACCUACCUCCCCCUUGAGGUAUGCAACAUAGUAGCUGGCCAGCGGUGCAUCAAGAAGCUGACAGACAAUCAGACGUCCACUAUGAUCCGUGCCACAGCCCGAUCGGCACCUGACCGCCAGGAAGAGAUCAGCAAACUGAUGAGAAGUGCCAACUUUAACAAUGAUCCUUACGUGCGUGAGUUUGGGGUGAUGGUGAGGGAUGAGAUGACCGAGGUGAACGGCCGAGUCCUCCAGGCCCCAUCUAUCCUCUAUGGAGGGCGGCAGAAUAAAGCAAUAGCAACUCCCAUCCAGGGAGUGUGGGACAUGAGGAACAAGCAGUUCCACACUGGCAUAGAGAUCAAGGUGUGGGCCAUCGCCUGCUUCGCCCCACAGAGACAGUGUACUGAACUCCUGCUCAAGGCGUUUACAGACCAGCUUCGUAAGAUUUCUCGUGACGCGGGGAUGCCCAUCCAGGGCCAACCCUGUUUCUGUAAGUACGCCCAGGGGGCGGACAGCGUGGAGCCCAUGUUCAAACAUCUCAAGUACACCUAUCAAGGCUUGCAACUGGUGGUGGUCAUCCUGCCUGGGAAAACGCCCGUCUAUGCUGAGGUGAAGCGUGUUGGUGACACGGUGCUGGGCAUGGCCACCCAGUGUGUCCAGGUGAAGAACGUUCAGAAGACCACUCCCCAGACCCUCUCUAACCUCUGCCUGAAGAUCAACGUCAAGCUGGGCGGGGUCAACAACAUCCUCCUCCCACAGGGCAGGCCCCUGGUGUUCCAGCAGCCAGUCAUCUUCCUGGGUGCUGACGUCACGCACCCUCCUGCUGGAGAUGGGAAGAAACCCUCCAUCGCGGCAGUGGUGGGGAGCAUGGAUGCCCACCCCAGCCGCUACUGUGCCACGGUGCGGGUGCAGCAGCAUCGCCAGGACAUCAUCCAGGACCUGGCCACAAUGGUCAGAGAGCUGCUCAUCCAGUUCUACAAGUCCACCCGCUUCAAGCCCACCCGGAUCAUCUACUACCGCGACGGCAUAUCUGAGGGCCAGUUCAACCAGGUUAGACUUGAGGUGCUCCAACAUGAGUUACUGGCGAUUCGUGAGGCCUGCAUCAAACUGGAGAAAGACUACCAGCCCGGUAUCACCUUCGUGGUGGUGCAGAAGAGACACCACACUCGACUGUUCUGCAUGGACAGAAACGAGAGGGUUGGUAAGAGUGGCAACAUCCCUGCCGGCACCACAGUGGACACCAAAAUCACUCACCCAUCGGAGUUUGACUUCUAUCUGUGUAGCCAUGCUGGCAUUCAGGGGACCAGCCGGCCAUCCCACUACCACGUUCUGUGGGACGACAACCAUUUCACCUCAGACGAGCUGCAGGUGCUCACCUACCAGCUGUGCCACACCUACGUGCGCUGCACCCGCUCCGUUUCCAUCCCAGCACCGGCCUACUACGCCCACCUGGUGGCAUUCCGUGCCCGCUACCACCUGGUGGACAAGGAGCACGACAGUGCGGAGGGCAGUCACACGUCGGGACAGAGCAACGGGCGUGACCAGCAGGCCUUGGCCAAGGCAGUUCAGAUUCACCAGGACACACUGCGCACAAUGUACUUCGCCUGAAGCGCCAAGCCUGGGCACCGGGGUCGGCAGGGGUGAGACAGACCCCACAGGGAAGAAGCCUUCACUCCUCCCACCUAACCGCCUUACUGUGUCAGGUGUGGGCAUCAGUGGGUUCGUGCUGUCUAUCGUCUCUCCUCACCAGUAAGGGGGAAUGAUAAGUGUCAUCCCAAACAAAUUGGAAUGGUUUCUUUUCCAAAAUGUCCACAAGUGUUUUCAAACCCACACAUGCAAAACCACUUUCUUCCCCUCUCCCUGGCCUAACCCUGGUCAUUACUUGGCAGUAAUAUGUCCAAUUAUUCCUCAGAAAUCAGUUGUGGUGGGGUGAACUCAUUUAUUUGACAUGUUGUACAUUUUGUUUGUAUUUGUAAAUUAGUAGUUUACAGAGUUUGAGCAAAGGAAAAACUUUUAUUAGGAAAUACUUCUAUCAAAAACUAGAGGGCAGUAUCCUCACACUUUGAUUGUUUAGAAUCUAGACACAAGGUCACACUAAACCGUUUUCUCCAUAGUUUUUUUUUAUAGGGUGAAAGGGAGGUGGGCAUAUCGAAGAUAAGGGCCUGAUGGAAGGUUUAUAAUCAUUCUUUCUCUUCACAACUUUAUUAUUUAUCAGCCAAUCAAAGCAAAGUGCACUGACCAGAUGGAUACUUUGACCAGGACACAAGUACUUAACAUGUUGUCUUUUCAUUUGUAUGUACAGCUAUGAAUUGAACAGGCCUGUGUACAGUACCAGCCGCAGAGUAUUUGUCCGUCAACACUGGUAACCAACACACGUUUUUAUGCUGCAUCUGAUGACAGCAAGCAUUAGAUUUUCAUUUGACGUUGAACCUGUUCACACUUAUUUUUAAUCAAGACCUAUACAGAUUAAUAAUAUGAAAUCUAAACUGUCGGCAAUUGUUGCUCUCUUGCCUUUUUUACUUGGACUGAGUCGUUUUGUCAAUCUAUGGUCAGUGUUGCAAGAGAAACUUACAAAUAGAAUGGGACUGGUUCCCAACAGACACCUUUUUAUGUUCUCUGAGCCUUGUUACAUGUUAAGACAUCUACAUUAGGGGGGAGGUCAAGUCUCUUCAAAUUACAUUUUUGUAUCCCCUUAUUUUCAUGUUGUCUUUAUAAAAAAAUGUAUUAAAAAAAAAACGAAUGUGUGUAGAUGACUCACACAUUCGAUUUAGGCAAUUGGAUAUGUUAACCCUAUCUGUAGUUUUGAUCUUUUUAAAAUGGUUUCAAUCAUGGUUUCCUCCCUGCUGGGGGGUAAGUCGUGUUGCUGGCUUCUUGUAGUACAGGCGUUGGUGUAUGAAUCGGUACAGUAGAGUGAGCCUAUGCUCCAAGUGUCACACAGCUUAGGGACUGAAGAAUGGGGUGGGGUUCUAUUGGGCGGAAAAGGAUUCCGGAGACGGAUAUGUUCUCUUCGUUACUGCUCAGCAAAAAAGGGGGGCAAUUAUUCGUAGUCAAGCAAAGUUUUUGUUUUUUAAUUGUGGUUCUUUGUAGCAUAGCCUUGAGGGACAUAAGGUAUAUUUUGAAUAAGCUUUUAGAAGAGGUUGUUAAAAUUAUAAUAGAAGCAUUUUUUUAAUGGCCCAUAUGUAGUUGAAUUAAAUUAAGUCAAAUUGGCUUUAUUUGUAUACGUAGAACUUUCAUGCAAAAAAAAUGUAAUGCCUUCCAAAACUGAAAUUAUACUAAUCUUUAGUAUAUUUAUUUUUAUUCCCUUUUCUGUUCUCCUGAAUAAUUCGAUUUUAGCAGGGAAUUCUUUAUGUAGCCUAGAUGGGCUGGCUUUUAUCCCUCUCUUUUCUAACUAUGCAUUGUUUUUAACCAAGAGAUUUUUAGCAGUGAUGUUUCUCAAAUAUGAAUUUAGGGAAUUUGUAGAGUAGUAGUAACUUUUUUUUCAAAUUUAUUUAUUUUUUGCUUGGUGCAUUUAAUAGCGUUUGUAGUGCUUCUUCCCUAUACCUUUGUAAUGGUAUGGGGGAUUGUAUUUCAUUUGUAUUGUAUGUUUGCUAGCACAAAUUCGGUAUAUACUUUGUUUUACAAUCUCUCUUCUUAGCCAAACAAGAUUACACAUUUUGUACAUUGACGCACAAAAGGACAGCUUAAUUACAGGUGCUAGACGUUUUUUCUCCUUCACUGUAAUGUCACCUUAAAUCCACGAUGGACUUCACUUGCCGUACGUAUGGUAAUAGAUUAAGCAUUUUUUAACAACUUUUUUUUCUUUCUCCCUUAACGAUAUACUUUACUUUCAUUUCUAAUUCCCUGUAAAGUAAACCCGAAAUCUGACUGACUGGGCAUUCUUAGAAAUCAAGUACUUGAUAUUUACUGUUAUGUCAAUAUUAUUAUUUGGUGCUGGUCUUGUGACUUGUAAAUUUGGAUGCACUUUUCAUAGAAGUGAACUUGGUAUGAAUUCCAUUGAUUGGUCGAUCCAAGCAGGAAAGUCGAACGUACAUUAUGAGUCUGGUGCAGUUGUGUUGAAAUGGCUGUGUGUUCUACCUCUUGUUACCUGUUCAAGUGUUAUGGUAACGUCACACUGCUGGUCAUUUCUUCAUAAUUACACAGGAUAUUAUAUCUGGUAGGCAUCAUUUGAAUCUUACAUUGUCACGAAAUGGAAUGAUUUUGAACGUUUGUCAUGUGACAGUCGGUGAACCUGUGUUCUGUAAUCAGUUCUUGUGCACGAUCCUAAAGCUUUUUUUCCCUAAGUGGUUAGAGAGCUACAUGAUCUUUAGUGUUGAGCUGAAAUUAUGUUGGUCCAACCAAGCUUUUGACUUGUCCUUUUUUUUCCUACGCGCCCAUGGAACAGCAUUCAUUUAGCACCUUUUUAUUUGUGGUAAAAUGUUUUAAACCAACCAAUGCAAAACAUACAAAAAUAUAUCACAAUAACUUCAUUGCAUAUCCUUGGAGAUGGAUGGUAUGUUACCAAACUGACUGCUGUGAAACAUGUUGGUAAAGCCAAGGCUAAUAACAAUUAUAGCUGCUCACCCACAAUUUGACGAUUACUAUUGUAGCCUAUGUCAUCUGUCUUAAACUAUUAGCUUGAUACUGAAUAUGCAACACGUACUGCUGUACUCCCAUAGAUACACAUGGGGUACAUGGAAAGGCAUCUCCCAUGUUGCUUUAAUUGGGUUCAUUGAAUGUAGCUAUUCAAUGAAAUAUUGACAUUUUUGUUUUGGAACUCAUCGUCUAAGCUCUGCCUCACAUUUAUUCAGGUUAUUGUUUGCUACAGUCAAUCGUACAGAGGGCAGAAACAUGUUGUAGUCAAGUGGACUUGAUGUUAUUGCUAAAACUUGAGUUGAUGUUUUUUGCUAUGGAAACUAUGAUACAAGAUGUGUGCUUGUCCAUUGAAAUGUGAAUAUUUCCCUUUCAAUGUGGAUAAUGCUCAAUGUUUCAUACUACCAUUUUUCAUCAGUUUUCCCAACCUGAAGUCUGCCCCACCCUUUGUUCAUCCUAAACUUGUUUCUUGGGAGAUGUGGUCUUGUUUUUACUGCUUAUAUGUGUUUUAAGUUACCUAUUUAUACACAGCACCUUAGAUUAUAUCGGACCUGUACAGCAUUGCUUUUCCUGAAAAUAUCCAAAACAUUUAAUAAUGUUCUUUUUUGCACUACAAUAAAAAAUACUUUUGGAGCUGUUGUCUAGUUGAGUCACUAGUGUUGUCUCAGACGGAAUGAGAGAUCAGAUCAGCUGGUUUGAUUCAUCAUGAUGCUUACAUUUGUUUAAUAUUAGGCUAGUUUGUCUGGUGAGACCAUUAACUCAUUGCAUUGACAACUGGUCCCAGAUAAACACAUGUGCACUUCGAAGUCAGACAUUCAGAUGGUUACACCUAGGCCUAUUUGUUGAGAGGGAUUCUCCCAGCCAACCAGCAUACAGUGGGUGAUUCACUGAAAAUAAUGCCUUUUAACGUAUUUGUCAGAUAAAUAACUGCCACUGGGUUGUGAUUGAAACUCCUCCCAGAAGAGGAUGCUAUUCAUGCAUUUAUUUGUUUUGCGCUUUUGUUUCUAUGGCCAUGAAAAAGCUUGAAGGUUGUGAGUGAGACAACAGCAUAUGCAAAGUAACAAAGAUGAAACUGACAUCUUCCCAUGUAUUAGGAUACUGGGUGGACGUCUGAUAGUUGUGAACAUUCUGAUUUGUAUAUUGUACUGGUUGUGUAAAUGUGUAGCUAUAGUCUGAUGCCAAAGUUUGUGUGUGGAAAGUGUUCUGCAAGUUGGUUGUUAGAUAUGUAUUACUUGCGUUUAUGGUCGCCAGAAAUACGACUUCCAUAGAGAAAUCACAUGCAUCAACGAAUGCGGCAGAACUAGUGUGAUAUCAGUAUGUAGGAGUUAUCUGCAAACGUUAAUCUUUUUUUGUCAACAUACAUGUAACUGCCAAAAUAAUGGUAACAUUUCAGGGUUUUUUUCUGGGUCAAAAUGAGGCUUGGGUGGUUGCGUGGCAACCGGAAAUGUUAGAGGCCCUCCUGUUGGCCGCAGUGACAAAAUGUUGCUGUUUUAGGCACAUUUUCUGCAUUUCUACACAUUUUGCCAUGGCUUAUGCUAUCCGAGUGACUCAAACAUAACAAAAUCAAUGGGGGCCUCAUGCCAUGACAAAUACUCCUGAAAGCAUCAUUUUGGGGAUCUUAGAUUCUCCUUGACUGUAGCUUUUUAUUUUGGUGAUUGAGAACCAACAAAGAAAUUAUAUAUAUAUAUAUAAAAAAAAAGUGUGUAUGAGAUACCUAGUCAGUUGUACAACUGAAAUUUAUCUUCUGCAUUUAUCCCAACCCCUAGGUCUGUUUUCUGCAUACUUUAUCUGGUUUUAGUCAGUUUGUUUACACUGAACUUUUUCUUUUUACUGUUUGGACAUAGGCAGCCUGAAAAAAAAAAACUUCUAUGCAGAAGAGAACUCUCCACUUGAGUAAAUGAGGGAUACAAGGUAUAGUGAAAGCAGCUGCUUCCACAUGGGUGUGGUUCCUGAGUAAAAUCAGCAAUUAACAUCCCAUCAUGCUUAGGGUCAUAUAUAAAGAUUCUGGGAAGGCCAUUAUUUUGCCUACCAAGGCUAUGCCUCCAUAUGAUGACAUUGCCUCGAUCCACAGGGCAUGAAUGGUUUGAUGAAAAUGAUGUAAACCAUAUGCCAUGGCUGUCUGUCACCAGAUCUCAACCCAAUUGAACACUUAUGGGAGAUUCUGAGACGGUCCCUGAGACAGCGUUUUCCAACACCAAAUGGUGGAAUUUCUCAUUUGAAGAAUGGCGUCACAUCCUUCCGAUAGAGGUCCAGACACUUGUAGAAUCUAUGCCAAGGUGCAUUGAAGCUGUGCUGGCCCAACGCCCUAUUAAGACGCUACGUUGGUGUUUUCUUUAUUUUGGCCGUUCCCUGUAGUUAUAUAGCUAUUUACAGUCUUUUUGAGCCAAAUCAGGAAUGUACACAAGUGAGAUAUGAUUGCCAUAGGGAACUCAAUAGUUCAUGGGUAUGUUUAUGUGUGGUGUUGUACCAAGAAGUACACUAGUGGCUAGAUUGAGAUGGAGUGAACAUAACAAUGGCAAGCCCAAGUAAAUAAUGAUGCAAAAUAACAUUUUAAAUUGUGCACCUACCAUCUCCGGUUCUUAAUUAUUACCUGAAAUCCCAAGAUGCAUAUUGACCUCCGCCUAGCGCUUUUCUGGGGAAAAGACCACAUUUACAUGCACACAGUAUUCAUAUCCUGCUUAAGGUCUUAUUCGGGAUAAGCUGUUUACAUGCACCUUUUGAUAUCCCGCUCACGAGUAUCGGAAUAUUCCUUAUUUUAAGUUCAUAGAGGUUAAAUGGAAUAGUAAGUGGAAUAUGGACACUGACUGUAGGCCUAUAACCUCUCGCAUGUAGAGUAAUAUAGUAACUCCAGCAGAAUGAUGCAUUUAUUGCAGUAAAAUUAUAGAACAAAUGUUAAUUUUGUCUCGGGAACAGGAGUGAAGAAAUUUGAUUUCUUUCAGCAUCUCUUGACAAAAAUGUGACUGCACGUGUAAUGUGUUAUCUUUGACACUGUACUGCAAGCAGACAGUAUUUGCACCACAUAUGUACCCAAGACUAACAAGUCUUAUCAGAAACGUGUUUAAAUGUUUUCUCAGCUUUUCAUUUCCUUAAAACCGGUCAAUCUUAUGACAUUGGUCCUGUGCAAAAUGUACAAAUCUUUCCACCUUUUUGAAGUGAUUGCGUUUUUUCUCCCAGGUCCCUGAACUAAAUGGACAACUUUACCGGUGUUAACUAGAUUACUAAUGCAUUAAUUCUAUCAAUGUAAGACAUUUCGGGUUAUUGUAAACGGGAUAUGUUUGUCAACUCAAACUGAAUACUUGAGUAUCCCGAAUAAUAACGGAAUAUUGGUGUGCAUGUAAACGUGGUCACUGACUAACAAGUAUGUUGAUGCGUUUUCUAGAAUUAAGACAUAUCACGUCAAUAGAUCAUUGGAACUGACCAGUACAUUCUGACCAUACAUUCUAGUCCCAGGCCCUUGCAGAAAGAGGCGCUCUCAUUUAUAAGGCUGGGACAACGAGUCCUAUUGGACUGUCUUUGAUUAUAAUACAAUGUUGAGAUCAAUAUUUUUGAUAAAAAUCAAUGUUGAGCAUUUGCCACCUGAUUUGUACUGUCAGUAUGAGUAUUUGAGGAACACAGAUAUUGAUAACUAAAGGUUGUGAAUAAUAAUUGAUAUUUUGGUAUUUUGUCUCAGCCUAAUACAUAAAGAUAAACGUUGGAUCUCUUCUCAUUUUAUCAUGCUUAUUUGAGUUGUGUGUGUGUGUGUCGAUGACAUUUUCAAAGGUAUUUGAGAUGGUUUAGUUUCUUCAUUGCUUAGCUUUACCCCAUAUUCGUUUUUGCUUGAGAUUGUAUAGCUUUGUUUUGGGCUGAGUGUAGUACUAUGGAUCCAUUACUUUUCUGUCUUAUCCAAAUACAGUAAUGGCUCCUGCAUCAGAGGUGAUGCAGACGAUGUAAAUGACAACAGAUGCAUGUAUCUGUUUGCGCUAUUGUAUACUAUGGGCAAACGAAACCUUUACAAAAUAUAAAAUCAGACUUGUAUAUACAGAAAGGCCUAUCCCCUUUGCCUUUUCCUGUCUUCUCUUGAAGGUCUACAGUUGAAAUACCAUCCCGGUUUAGUAGAGUAGAACUUAUUUUCUUAACUGAAAGGUUACAAUUUAUGUACUUAAAGCCAGUGUGUGUCAUUAAGAAAUGUAUCCACCUGUAAUAUGGUUGUAUAAAAUAAUUGUUAUGCAUGCUCAUUAACUUCAAUCCACAAACCUUAAACCGAUUGGCUCCUGAAAGUGGGAUGUAGUCAAGUCAGUCUUUGUUUUCCUAAGUUACUUAUCCUUAGCAUAGGCUAACGCCACAUAUUGUCAAAUCAUUCAUUCCACUUCAGUCAUCAUUUAUUACUCAGAUUCAAUAUCAUACUGUACAUCUUAUCGCUGGUCAUCAGAAUGCAAAAGUUUUCUUUCUCAUUUAAUAAUAUCUUUGAACUUAGUUCACUUUCGGAUAUAUCAUGGGAACAUUUAGAGUUCUAUAAAACGCUAACGUUUUGGCUACAUAAAGUAUCACACAGGUGCAGUCGUCGUGUUUUUUUUCUUCUUUGUUUCUCGUGAGGUGCUGUAAUAUUAGUGAUUUUGGCUUCUGCUUGUCUUAGUUUUGUAAUUCCACUACAGUACACACUAGAUUAGGGGUAUUCAACUCUCCUACAAGGUCUGGAGCCUGUUGGUUUUCUGUUCUACCUGAUAAUUAAUUGCACACACCUGGUGUCCCAAGUCUAAAUCAGUCCCUGAUUAGAGGGAAUCAAGGUCCAGAGUGAAUUUGAGGCAGCACUAGAGACUAAUGCUGCCUCAACCAACAUUUAUUUAUUUUUUCUUGGAAUUUGUCAAAGUUCUUAUGACACAGAUGACCUCUGACAUGAUGCUUCAUGAGCAGCUGUUAGUGGUCUACAGAAUGUUCUCUUGAAGUCAUAGAUGCAAAAGUUGACGAGUUGGCUUUUCAUUUUUGCUGGAAAUAUAGUUUUGUUUUUAGGAUUAGAUAGAUGUAUUUUCUUUCCACAACCUCUGUGCGACGGCUUCAGCAUGCCCAGCUAGAAAAGUCUCAGUCCUCUCUCCCCAUUGAGUAGGUGGCACUGUUGUUUUUAUUGAGUAUUCUUUGGUUGAGCUGUUUCCAAGCCCCAGCCCACGAUUGUCAUACUACCCUUGACCCCCUAUAACCCACAGCGAUGCUGUCUUGAGAGAUCCUAUAUAAAAAGAGAAUGGAGAACCUUCAUAGAGCUUCACCAAACGAAUGCCAUAUAGCGGAAUUUCGUGCAUAUAACAUGCAAGACUGACAUGGGUAUUUUUGUAUCCUUCUAAAAGCUUAGAGGGCUUCAGAGUGACUUGGCUUUUUAUAUACCAGCUAAAGCCCUGUUUCCAUUGGCACUUUGAAGUCAGCCUGGGGUGGGCUGACAUUGGUGGGCUAGCUCGAAUUGAGUUUCCUGUGCCUCCAGAAAUGAUAAAUUAUGUAAUGUUGCUAGGUAGCCAAUGUAUAGCUGGCUUUGCUAAUAUUGCUAGCUAGCUAUCACGAUGUUGAAGAGUUCAAUUCACCCUCACCAUGCUGUAACUAACAUUACCCUAUACCGUUGCCAGUGCCAGCCAGACUCAGCUAACUUUAGCAAGCUAAAUACAUGACUAACUAUCUAAACAGUUAACGUCAUCGCUAGCAUAACAGGCUAGCUAGCGUAAUCCCUACCUUGCUUGCCAUGGCAUUGGCUAUUAGCUAGCUAGCUAACCAAGCAAACCAGAUGACAGGAUUGAUAUGAUGCAGCUAGCUUUCGAUACGACCUGGCCAGCAAAAAUCCCUGCUAGCUUGUUUCAACUCUUGAGUUGCAAGCUAAAGUUAGGUAGCCAGCAUUCGAGGGCUGACUGUUCUCAAAAGUAUUUUGUAGUGCAAAAAUAAAGGAUACAGCAAUGGUGGUAAUUUGUGUAAUGUCUGACUACUGCAGUACUGCUUGUCCAUGUGCUAGCUAACAGCAACAAGCCCAUACAAGCUAGCUAAACGUGGUGUCAGCGUUCUAGUCGAGCUGGCACCAGUUGUGAAACUGCGCUGGCCCAGGUUUUCCUCGACCCCCGCUUGAAUUUGAGAAUUCCAUUUGAGCUCGAAUGUGGCCCUAAUUUGAAGUGCCAGUGGAAACAGGGCUUUAGUAAACUACCUCAGAACGGUCUCGGGUGCUAGCGUUGUAUAUCCCUAAUUUAUGACGAAAACAAAGAGAAUUUAUACUGACCAAACAACACAAGUCAAUACUGUGUAUUAUAUAGACGUUAUUAUUUUACAUUAAAAAACGAAACAUUUACGGAUGAACUUUGUUUUAGUAUGUGAAGUUCAAGGGACCAAAUUUUGUAAUUGGAGUAAGUCUCAAUGUUCUUACAUGCAUGUGAGUCCUCCCUUUUUUUAAAUGUAGUGAUAACACAAACAACCAAUGAACACUAACAAAAUGAGUUCGGAUUCGUUCAUGUGGCAAUAUAAGCUGUAGUCAUGACUGAAUGAUAUAUUGGCGUGCCAAUGGAAUGGCUUUUUAGAUCGACGAUUAAUCGACAUUCCUGCAAUAGGUUUUUGGUAGUAUUAAAUUGAAAUAGUGGGCUGCAGAUGGCGAGAAAGAGGCUUGUCAAUGGGAUGUUGUAUGCAGAGCAAUAACUACUGAAGUCCAAACGAGGGUUGUGAUUUGCUUGACUAGGUUUAUUAGGGGGCCUAGUCAAGGUGUAUGGCACGUCUCACCUAGUGAGCUACAUGAACCUUGGCUUGUGGUCUAGAGUGUGGCAUCUUUCAUUCAGCGUUUAAGAGAUUGCAAGUGGAUGUCUGAUAAAUGGAAUAUACUUAACAAACCUACACUACCAAACAUAAAUGGUCCACAGUUAAAGAUGUCUGACAUGAUCUGCAUCUCUAAGUGAUUUUAUCCACUAUCGCAAUAACCCAGAAAAAUAAACUAUUAAGCUACAAAUUAUCAACAUUUGGUAAUGUUUUUGAUGAAGAUAAUGUAUUUUUGCUUGCUACAUUUUACAAAGGGAAUCAAAAUUUGAACUAUACUUUGAUCAAUGUAUUGUACAUUGUGACAUUAUAUAUAUAUAUACACACACACUGAUGUAGCCUGCUGGGAUAUUUCAGUCACUCAAGAAAAUCUGAGCUCAACGGAAAGGUACAAAUAAAGGCUGUAUGGAAAUGUAAUUCAAAUUCUUCUGUCAUUAUGGUCAUCUGAGCAAAAACCAUCCUGUUUUUGUUAUCGUUUUGUGUGCCUUUUUUAGAGCUCUUUUCCACCUCAUAUGGGUUGCUUACACAUUUUGAUUCAGAGCCACAAAAUACUUUCUACAUGAAUUAUCAUGCAACCUUGAGUGAACAUGCUGCAUAGAACGAUCAGUAUUUGUGUUUUGCACUUUCAAGGCAGCUUAAGGCUGGGCAGACAGAAAAUAAAUAAAGGUAUUUUAUGCCAUCAAUAGGAAUUAUAAGGAAUAAUAUGACUUGGAAGAUCUUUAAAAAAAAAAAAUACAAAUAAAGGAAAGAUAUAUAUUCAUGAAGUACCUCAUAAGCCUGAUAAAUGCUGCAUUGACUUCUCAUUUAAUCUUUUUCUAUUGUCCAAUAAAAUGUCAAUAUCCCCCCUCUGGGAGGUUUGAUUGUCACACAAGGCUGUGCAUAUGCCAUGCAAAACCUGCUUUCUGACUCAAUAGGUCUUGUAGGAUGUUCUGCAUGUUCACUGUCAGAAGUGAAAGGGUAUUUUCUGAACCUGACGCCAAAAGAAAAUGUUGUGAUUUGUGUGUCUUGAAUGCAAUUGUUAACAAAACAUUUGAUCAUCUGAAUAGUUGCAUCCACACAUAGUUACCACGUUUUGCUUUUGUUAGGAUGCUGUGAGUGUCCAUAGAACCUAAAACAAUGGGUUCAGUCAAUGAAGAAUUCAUGUCAUUUUUCCAUCAACAAAACUAUGGGAACGCAAUGCUGUUCAAUAUGACUGUUGACUCAGGUAUUGCCAUAAAAGGGCUGUAUCUGCAACUGUUUUUCCUCCCUAUCCUACUCUCCCACACCUUUGUCUUAAGAUAGCCUUAGAACUUCAAAUGGGGUACAUUCUUCUAGUAUAUUUGGCCUUAAGUACGAAAUUAUGCACUAGAAUCCACAACUUGCGAAAAAGCUUGAUUCCCAUAGACACCUUGAAACCAUGCCAUGCCCCAUUGUCAUAUAUCUACCUCCUAUGAAUGUAAGUGUCCUAAAGAUGCAGUCACUCGAUGAAUGUAUUUGUUCUGUUAUUAUUACAUAGACAUUCAUCCUCAAAUUCUUAUCGAUUUACUUUUUUUUUGAAAGCCCAAAAUGUCCUGUCUUUACUUAUUUUCACAGUAAACACAAUUUUCAGGGUGCCGUUUUUUAACCCGUCAUUGGGGAUCUUUUUUGUUUCUUUAAAUGUUGAUGUAAGCCACGGAGGAGCAAAGUGACCAAAGUUUCUCUUCGCAAAGUCAGCCCUGCACAGUCCUGUGAACUCAAACCUUCUUGCCUGUCAUUUAGAUUUUCAGUCUCUCUCUUUGUUUUCUUUUACCACAUGCCAAAACUGAAUUUGCUGUCAUUCCAAUCAUGGAGAUGUCUUUUUGUUGCUGGUUUAUUUGUUCGGAUCCACUGCUAAGCUCCUCGUUCUUGUUGUCGUAAAGUGUAAGUGAGCUUUGAUUUCCAUUUUACUUUGUUAACCAUUAUGAUUACAAACACAAGCUAUGCUGUAAACCCUGUUAGGAAAUAAUGUGAAUACGUAUUACUUGAUGUAGUUCACUUUGGCUUGACUGUAAAUUGCAUUAAUUAAUAAAAAGGUUUGAAGAAA
Molecule: messenger RNA, 15133 nt
Organism: Salmo salar (Atlantic salmon)
Lineage: Eukaryota; Metazoa; Chordata; Actinopteri; Salmoniformes; Salmonidae
Product: protein argonaute-2
Biological process (GO): regulatory ncRNA-mediated gene silencing; regulation of DNA-templated transcription
Cellular component (GO): RISC complex
Molecular function (GO): RNA binding; protein binding; endoribonuclease activity, cleaving siRNA-paired mRNA
Source: RefSeq, a predicted model, not a curated record